AUGUUGAACAAGGCCCUCGUUGUGUUGACCGCUCUUGCAGCAGUUGUUCCCGUCAACGCCAUCUGGCCCGUCCCGCAGCAAAUCUCUACCGGAAAGGAUAUUCUCUUCAUCGACAGAUCCAUCAAGGUCACAUACAAUGGCGAACAUGUACGCUGGAUCCCAGGCUUCCCCUCACCUAACUAUGCGCAAGGUCUAACUGAAAAUUUAUUGAACAUCGGGCAGACCACUUACGACGCACUAGCUCGUCGUGGUGCCGAUGACAAGAAAAACUCGCCACUGAACAGCAAACAAGUCGUUCGCGACGGCGUCGCACGUAGUCUGAAGGCUAUUUUCGAAAAUGGCCUCGUGCCAUGGAUGCUGAACCCGGCCGGAUCAAACUUUGAGCCUGCAGUUGGCUCAGGUAAAGGCACGGUUAAAUCAUUGACAAUUACACAAACCGGCAAGGAUAACGCUACUGUGUUCAAGCCGGUUGCUGGCUCUGUGGACGAGUCAUAUUCUCUUCAGCUGAGCUCGAAUGGUGAAGCAACAAUCAAGGCUGCUACUUCCACCGGUGUUCUCCAUGCGCUGGAGUCUUUUACGCAGUUGUUCUUCAAGCACAGCUCUGGCCAUGCCUUUUACACCAAAUUGGCUCCUGUUUCUAUUCAGGAUUCGCCUAGGUUCCCUCACCGUGGUAUGCUUCUUGACGUGGGACGCCACUGGUUUGCCGUCGACGAUAUCAAGAGGACGAUUGAUGCUCUGGCCAUGAAUAAGAUGAACAUUAUGCACCUGCACAUCACGGAGACACAGUCCUGGCCAUUGGAGAUCCCAGCUCUUCCUAAGCUCGCGGAAAAGGGCCGCUACGCUCCAGGCCUGACCUACUCACCAAGGGAUAUCAAGGAUAUACAACAGUAUGCUGCCGCUCGGGGUGUCCAGGUCAUUUUGGAAAUCGACAUGCCUGGUCACGUUGGCAUUGAGAAAGCAUACCCCGGCCUCACCGUCGCGUACAACGAGAAGCCAUACUGGACGUACUGCGCGCAGCCUCCCUGCGGAGCGUUCAAGCUAAACAACACGGAUGUUGAGAAAUUCCUCUCAACUCUAUUCGAUGACCUGCUCCCCCGAUUAAGUCCAUAUACCUCGUACUUCCACACCGGUGGCGACGAGUACAAGGCCGCCAAUUCACUGCUGGAUCCCAACCUCAAGACCGACGACAUGAAGGUCCUGAAGCCCAUGCUCCAGCGAUUCCUCGACCAUGCCCACAAGAAGGUCCGAGAGCAUGGACUCAUUCCCAUGGUCUGGGAAGAAAUGGUCGGUGACUGGGGCGCAACAGUCGGCAAAGACACCGUCAUCCAGUCUUGGUUUGGCAGCGCCUCCGUGAACAAGCUGGCCACUGCUGGACAUAAGGUUAUUGACUCUAGCACUGACUUUUAUUAUCUGGAUUGCGGCCGUGGUGAAUGGAUCGACGCCAAAGACGCCAGUUUAUCAAGCGCAUACCCCUUCAACGACUGGUGCUCGCCCACAAAGAACUGGCGACUCAUCUAUACUCACGAUCCUAUCGAGAACAUGACCGCCGCGGUGGCCAAGAACGUUAUUGGCGGCGAAGUUGCCGUCUGGACGGAGACCAUCGACCCGUGGAGCCUCGACACGAUUGUCUGGCCUCGUGCUGCGGCUGCUGGUGAGGGAUGGUGGUCUGGCCGCAAGGAUAGUAAGGGUAAUUUGCGGUCUGUGUAUACUGCUCGACCUAGAUUGGAAGAGAUGAGGGAACGUAUGUUGGUGAGAGGUGUGCGAGGCGCGCCUAUUUCACAGCUGUUCUGUGAGCAGUCGCCGCUUGGGGAUUGUGAUGGUUAG
Pochonia chlamydosporia 170 is the source of this 1824-nucleotide messenger RNA. RefSeq names its product glycoside hydrolase family 20. The transcript is spliced from 2 exons. Bases 1 to 1824 code for a protein of 607 amino acids. Gene Ontology annotation, cellular component: membrane. Gene Ontology annotation, biological process: carbohydrate metabolic process; glycosaminoglycan metabolic process. NCBI's taxonomy places the organism in Eukaryota, Fungi, Ascomycota, Sordariomycetes, Hypocreales, Clavicipitaceae. The record is from RefSeq and is a predicted model, not a curated record. Gene Ontology annotation, molecular function: beta-N-acetylhexosaminidase activity.